This is a messenger RNA of Scheffersomyces amazonensis, 7958 nucleotides long. RefSeq names its product E3 ubiquitin-protein ligase (gene TOM1). Lineage: Eukaryota; Fungi; Ascomycota; Pichiomycetes; Serinales; Debaryomycetaceae. The coding region runs from base 192 to 7856 and encodes 2554 amino acids. Gene Ontology annotation, cellular component: cytoplasm. Gene Ontology annotation, biological process: protein polyubiquitination. The record is from RefSeq and is a predicted model, not a curated record. The transcript has a single exon. Gene Ontology annotation, molecular function: ubiquitin protein ligase activity.
CGAUUUUAUCUCCCACGUUAGAUUGUGUGUUUUAUAUUAUUCAUAAUGAACCUACAGCAUUUUCUAUAUUAAAUGAAGCCGGAGUUAUUGAUACAAUUCUUGUAAAUUAUGAGAAAUUAUUUUUACCAUCAGCUAAUUUACUUCUUUCAUUACCGGAAGUUCUUGGAGCAAUUUGUCUUAAUAAAGAAGGAAUGAAAAAGAUAAUUGAUCAUAAAUCUAUAGAAACUUAUCUUAUGACACUUAGUAAUCCUCAAUUUGCUGAUAAAUUAGUUAAAGCAAAUAUGUCUACUAGUUUAGGAUGUUCAUUUGAUGAAUUAGGUAGACAUCAUACAUCACUUAAACCAGUAGUACUUUCUGCCACUAAUCAAUUAUUACAAGCAUUUGUUAAGAAAUGUCCAUUACAAGGGGUUCAAUGGUAUAAUGAUACUUCACCAAUGUAUAAUUCUCGAUUAGAUGAAGUUGAAUUAAUCCCAAACAAUUCAACAAUGAAAGAUGUAAAUACUUGGGAUAAUUCAUCAAUGUCAGUUACUUAUGAUAAUCUUUAUUUCUUCUUAGGGGGACUUCUUCAGGAUAGUCAAUGGGGAUCAGCUGCUCUUGAAACUAUCCCAUUUGAACAAUGGCUUUCAUUUUUGGAAUUAGAUGCUCCUUAUGAUUAUAUUCUUUCCAAUAGCUUUGAUCAACUUAAAGUGAUUCUUAAAUUCUUUGAUGAUGAAGAUCGAGCUUAUGGAUUACCGGUACUUAUUGCCAGUCUUAAUAAAUAUCUUAAACAUCCAUUGGUUCAAUCAUAUCUUAAUUAUACCAAUAAUGAUACUUCAUACUUUACUACAUUAAAUGCUUCUGAUGCAACGACUCUUGUUCAACAUCUUAAUGUUCUUAAUACCCUCAUUCGAGUUCUUUCCCUGACUCAUGUUAAUUAUACCAGCAUGUUUCAUGAACGAGUUCUUCAAAUUGUUCCAUUACUUGUCCAUCAACUGGUAGUCACUGAUUUGGUAAAACUCCUUGCAAGAUCUAUAGUUGAAGAGAAUGCUAUACGGUCUCGACUUCCGGAUAAAAUAGAACAAGCUACACGUCCAGUAGUUGAUGUAGGACCAAAUUAUCCUCCAUUACCUAUUUUCAGUCAGGAUCCCGAUAAGGAAACACCUCCGGAUAUUGGCGAUAUCCGGUAUUCGGCCAAGUAUAAGAAUGCUCUUCAACUUCGAUUUAUAAAUAAUCGACUUGAGAAUGGAAUUACUAAAGUUCUUAAUGCCGUUGGAAAACUUGCCAUGCAUAAACGUCAUGAUCAUAGUCUUGUGACUUGGCGUAGACAAGUGGUUGAACUCACACUUGAGUUGGGAGAGGCCUUAUCAGUUGAACUCAAUAAGCAGUUUGAUGAUGUCUACCUCCAACACUGUUAUAUUCUUAUCUAUGUCAAUGCCACUACGUUCAUUAUGUCACAAAUGGAACGAGGCAAACAGUACCUUGUGACUCCAUUGGCCAUUAGUGUCUUUCAAGCCGGAUUCUUUACCAAGAUUAGUGAAUGGGCUCCACAACUUUGGCGUCAUAUGCUUGAAAUGCCCGUUAGUGAUGUUCAAUCCACGAGUGAAAUUAAAUUUAUUAGUAUUGCUGAAUCCAGUAUAGUUCGAAAUGGAUUAAGUCAAAUCUUGGCACUUAUGGCUAAAGCAGUUAAUAGUGAUAGUUAUCUUAAUUUACCUGCUGCCAAACUCUUCUUUCAUCGAGGUUAUGGUAAAGAUAUUGAGAAUAAAGUUACAUCGGCAUUAUUAAUUCAACUUCGACUUAUAGCUGUAACCCUUCUUAAGGAACUAGUAGGUCCAGAUUCAUUAUCAGUAACUCCACAAUAUAUUGAUGUUCAUGGAGUUAUACCUACGCCAAUCAUUGAUCAAUUAGUGAAAAUAGCCGUCAAUGUCUACUUGGGAAAGAAGGAGUUUACGGAUGGAGAGUUUAUACCAUUAACUGUCAAUAAUGUAUCUCCACCGCUUGAUCAAGUUAACUAUUUAAUAAGUUUAGGAAUGCCUGAAUCUCAGGCUGAACAUUACUUUAGACAUGAUGAUGAUAUUCGUAAUAUUCCUAAGGGGAAUUGGAGUAUUUGUGCACAAAUGAAUAUUACUACUAGUCAAUGGCAGGAAUAUGCCAGUGCCAUUAAUGAAUCAGCUCCUGACUUUGACUUUGAUUUACCCCAUGAUCAGUAUCGUCCUUCGAGUCAACUUCGAUACUUUCGAUUGGCUGAAAAGGAUACGUUUGUCGUACAAUGGAUGGAAGUAGCCAAACAGUAUGCUAAGGCUGUACCUGUGAUUGCAGAGAUGUUUCUUCUGCUUUAUGUGGAUUCUAAAGAGAUUGUUCGUAGUGUAUUUGGAGUCAUGACCGAAGCCAUUGAACUUGAUAGAAGUAGUAUAGCUGCGGCGGCAUGUGUUCAUACUUUAAGUCAUAUCCUUAAGAAUGAACGAGCUAGUCGAUCCAAUAGUGGAGUAUUUGAACAAUUCCGUCAAGUCUAUGUUGAAGAAAUGACUGAUUCUCAAUCAUUUAAUGUUCCGUAUGCUCCAUAUGCUCUUGCCAUCAUUGAACAAAUGGUGGUAUAUAGUAUGGUACCUAUUGUAGAAGUGAGUAAUCAUGAAGAUCUCAAUUUCCAUGGACUGGAUGUACCUUAUAGACUCAGCACGUUGAGUAAACAGGAAGUAUUUGAAUCACUUUUGAGAAUAGAAUCAUUAACCAAUCGAGAAUCAGCUCUUCGUAUAGCUCGAUUACUUGUUUUGUUUAGUAGUGAUGAAGGAUUGGCUCGACAAAUUGCCAGUAGUUCGUUACUUAAGAGUUUGAUUCAAUUGAGUCAUAGUGUAGAUAAAGAAAAUGAAUGGAGAAGUCGAUAUAAUCUGGUGAUUGUGGUAGUCCUUCGUCAUUGUUUUGAAACCACUAAAGUACUUAAGGGACUCUUUGGAUAUGAUACACUUGUGCAAUUCCAAAACUCAACCAAUCGUGAGUUGAAGACAUGCUUAAAGGACCAGAGUCCAUUAAUGUUUCGUCUGUAUUCUACUUAUGUGGAUGUAGUGGCUCGUGAUAUCCGUCUUGAAGGGUAUGAUGGUAUUCCACCUAUACAUUUGAAUCGACUUAUGAUUGAACGAGUCAAAUCAUCACCAUCUCAAUCAGAAGAUGUAAUAAUGAGUGAACCCGAAGAACCAGAACUGACGGGGAUAAUGCAUAUUCUAGUGAUGGAACUUAUGAAUGUGGUUAAGGCUCCUGAUUGGCCAACUACCGAUACAAGUUAUCGAUAUGCCAGUCUGCUUUUGGCAAUGAUUAUUGAACUUGUAGCCUCAUAUAAGCAAGCCAAACUUGAAUUUGUCACCUUCUCCAAACGGAAACAAGAUGAUAAACUCAAGCCUCGACCUACGGCCAUUAAUUUCUUUCUUUAUCAACUUAUUCCUACGAAACUGUUGGAAUUAGGGGGUACUGGAGGUAAUGAAACUGAAUUAGAAAGACGUAGUCAAGUCAGUAAACUUGCUAAACUUGGCCUUUAUUGUCUUAUGGCUACUCCCAUCAUUGAUAGUGAGAAUUGUCCCGAUCCCAAACUGGAGAAUGGAGAUAUGGAAAGUAUUCGUCGCUUCUUAGUGGAACUUGUUCAUAAACUGAUUCGAGAAAUAGCCAGUCAAUCUGUUCUAGCCGUUCACAAGUAUUCUAAAUUACUUGAUUUAUUUGAAGUAUGUUGUGUUAUGCUUAGUCCAGAAUUUGAACAGAGUGGUAGACUCACCAAUAAACAGGCCGUUAAGUAUGAUCAAUACUAUGUGGGCCGAGCCUUUUCUGAUCGAAGUAUGGCCUCAAUGCUUACGGGAAUUAUCGCCACACUCGAUUUAAACUUUCCUGAUAUUGAAAGAGUGGCUAAAUCGGCUUUAAAACCUAUAAGUAUAUUGGCUAGAAUUAAAAGUAAAUAUUCCGAAUACUUUAGUGGAGAAGAUGAAGAAGUUGAACAACCAGUGCCGGAUGAGAAUGAUGAAGAUAUUCGAGAUGAUACCCCUGAUUUAUUUAGAAAUUCUUCCCUUGGAAUGUAUGAUGUGGAGUAUAGUGAAGAAGAAGAACUGGAUGACUUUUAUGAUGAAGAUGGACCAUUAGAAGUUGAAGAAGUUAGUGGAUCUGAUCUUUCUGAAAUAGAAGCAUUAGAGAAUGAUAGUGAAGAUGAUGAAGAGAUCUUGGCCGGACUUGAUAGUGAAGAUGAUGAUGAUGAAGAUGAAGAAGACGACGAUGACGAUGACGAUAUUGAUGAUGAUAGUGAGGAUGAAUCCAUUGAUGGAUUUACCAUUGAUAUUGAUCUGGAUGCUGAAUUGGAUGACAUUGAGAUCAUCGAUGAGCUUGAACUCGAAGGUGAAGGUGAAGAUGAAGAGGAUGUUCAUCAUCAUCAUCAUCAGCAAUCAAGUGAUAUUGAUCUGGAUGCUGAUGAGCCUCCUCGUACGGCACGGAUUAGACGAGACACUCGGAAUUCAUUCAUUGAACUGAAUGAUGAUGACGAAUCCGAAGAGGUUAGUGAUGAAGAUGCUCCUCCAUCGAUGUUUGAUGCUACUCUCAGACGAGGAUCUCAGGCGUUUGCCGUAUUACUUGAUAGUCUUGGAGGGAUAAGAGGAUCCAUUGAGAUUAAUGACCAUUCGGUGGGUCGGAACUCUCUUGGACGUGUAUUUGAAAGCAUAUUAAACCGUCAUGAUAAACUGGUCAGUUCAGGAUAUCGAGACGAAAUUCAAUCGACUAAAAUGAGAUGGUUAGAUACAUUUGAAAUGUUUUAUCCUUAUGAUAAAGAGGAUAUGGUGGCACGUGUGGGUGCCACUAUCUUCAAAGUGAUUGAAUCCGAUAGUUUAACUAUGUAUCAUGAGAAGCAAGCCGCUGCUGAACGAGCUCGUAAGGAACGUGAAGCACGAGUUCAGAAACGAGAGGAAGAAGAACGUCAAAGACGAGCUGAGGAAGAGAGACAACGACAAGAGGAAGAGGAAGAAGAAGAAGCAGGAACAAGUCAACUAGAUCCCGUGUAUGUGCGGAUAGGAGAACGAGAAGUGGAUAUCAGUGGUACGGAUAUAGAUCCCGAAUUCUUUGAAGCAUUACCGGAUGAUAUGCGAGAAGAAGUCUUUACUCAACAUGUUCGAGAAAGACGAGCCAAUGCUGCGAGAACAGGAGCCGAGACUCGAGAGAUUGAUCCGGAUUUCCUUGCUGCCUUACCGGAUCAGAUUCGGGAAGAGAUUCUUCAACAGGAGUCAUUUGGAGAUGGGUUUGAUGAUGAGUUUGAAGAGGAGGAAGGUGAAGAAGUGGAGCCAGUUGUUCCUGAGAUCACUAGUGAUAAAGAUACUAAAGGUCGGAAGAUUCUAUCAUCGCCACUUGUGGAUAAAGCAGGUGUCUAUGCCCUUGUCAAGCUUCUCUUUGCUCCUCUAACUCUUAGUUAUCGUCAUACGCUUUACUAUACUUUGGAAUGUAUCUGUCGUAACAAGCAAUCCCGCCUUGAAUUCCUUAAUUUGUUGGUGGCUAUUCUUCAUGAUGGACUCAGUAAUCAACGAGCCAUUGAGAAGGUGUAUGCCCAAAUCAGUGCUAAAGCUGUGGGGAAAGAAGAAGUUAAGAAAGCAGUACUUCCUACCGGUAGUACGAUCUUAUUUGUUAGUAUUCAAUUGAUAGAAGCUCUUGAUUUCAUCUUGGAACGGAAUGUUCAUUUCCGAUUAGUUCUACUUAGUGAACAUGAGAAUCCUUUACUCAAACGGACUAAAGCAGGCCAUAAGUUUGCGCUUAACUUUCUUCUUAAGCUUCUAGACAAUUCUUUACUUCGAAAUGAUCAAACGUUUAUGGAUAUCUUGGCUCGAGUUAUGGAAGUUUCUACUAAACUCUUACCAGUUCUUAGUCGACGUCCUGGAUUUGUGGCUCCUGCUAUUCCUGCCAAGAAUUAUCGACAAUUCAUUCAAAUCUUAACGGCUAAUGAAUGUUCGAAUGCUACUUUCAGACGGACUAUUAGUGCUAUGCAAAACUUAUCGGUACUUCCUCAUGCUCAGUCGGUAUUUUCUCAUGAAUUAUCCGAUAGAGCCACUAGUUUAGGUCAUGUAAUCAUUGGCGAUUUACAAGCCUUUUCUCGAGAUUUACAGGCUGAUAUCGAAAGUGCAGUGACCAGUUGUAUCUCCAAGUUUAGUGCUGCGCUGUCGGAUCAACUGAAACUCUUGCGGAUUCUUACUGCGCUUGAUUAUAUGUUUGAACUGAAGGAGAAGUCGGUAGAAGCAGAGAAGGAGAAGGAGAAGGAGAAGGCGAAGGAGAAGAAGGAAGAGGAAGAAGCAAAAGAGAAAGAGCAGGAGAAAGAGAAAGAAGCAAAAGACAAAGAAGUACCAACAAAGGCACCAGCAAAAGCAGUGGACGAGAUUGAAGAAUUAACAGGAUUGUAUCGGAAAUUGGCUCUUGGAAGUCUUUGGGAUGCCCUUAGUGAUUGUUUACGGAUUCUUCAAGAACGGAAUGAAUCUACUAAUGUUGCAGCCGCUUUAUUACCAUUAAUUGAAUCACUUAUGGUGGUUUGUAAACAUAGUAAAGUUAAAGAAUUAAGUAGUAAUCGAGAGAUUACGAAAUAUGAAGCUCGUCGUAUAGAUUUCACCAAGGAACCCAUUGAAAGUCUCUUCUUUUCAUUCACCGAUGAACAUAAGAAGAUUCUUAAUCAAAUGGUUCGAACCAAUGCCAAUUUAAUGAGUGGACCCUUUGGAAUGCUUGUUAAGAAUCCUCGAGUAUUGGAAUUUGAUAAUAAGAAGAAUUACUUUGAUCGACAAAUCCAUACGGCUAAGAAUGAAAGUAGUAAAUUAUCCAUAAACAUUCGUAGAGAUCAAGUGUUUUUGGAUAGUUACCGAUCAUUAUUCUUUAAGUCCAGUGAAGAAUUUAAAAAGGCUAAAUUAGAAAUUAACUUUAAAGGAGAAGCCGGGGUAGAUGCUGGAGGAGUAACUAGAGAAUGGUAUCAAGUACUUUCUCGACAAAUGUUUAAUCCUGAUUAUGCGUUAUUUACUCCUGUAGCUUCGGAUGAAACGACUUUCCAUCCUAAUAGAACAUCAUAUAUUAAUCCUGAACAUUUAUCCUUCUUUAAAUUCAUUGGAAGAAUAAUUGGGAAGGCUAUUUAUGAUGGAAGUUAUUUAGAUUGUCACUUUUCCAGAGCUGUGUAUAAACGAAUUCUUGGAUUUUCUGUAUCACUUAAGGAUAUGGAAACUCUUGAUUUAGAAUACUUUAAAUCCCUUAUGUGGAUGUUAGAAAAUGAUAUUACUGAUGUAAUUACUGAAGAUUUUUCAGUAGAAACUGAUGAUUAUGGUGAACAUAAAGUCAUUGAUUUAAUCCCCAAUGGCCGGAAUAUUCCAGUAACCGAAGCUAAUAAACAUGAAUAUGUUAAGAAAGUAGUUGAAUAUCGACUUCAAACAUCCGUUAGUGAUCAAAUGGAUAACUUUCUUAUUGGAUUUCAUGAAAUAAUUCCUAAAGAUUUAAUAGCUAUCUUUGAUGAACAAGAAUUAGAAUUAUUAAUAUCAGGAUUACCAGAUAUUAAUGUUAGUGAUUGGCAACUGAAUACUGUGUAUAAUAAUUAUUCACCAUCAUCAAUUCAAAUUCAAUGGUUUUGGAGAGCCGUUAAAUCAUUUGAUAAUGAAGAACGAGCUAAAUUAUUACAAUUUGCUACGGGGACUUCUAAAGUUCCAUUGAAUGGAUUUAAAGAAUUGAGUGGAGCCAAUGGUACAUGUAAAUUUAGUAUUCAUCGAGAUUAUGGUCUGGUGGAUAGACUUCCAUCAUCUCAUACAUGUUUUAAUCAAAUUGAUUUGCCAGCUUAUGAUACUUAUGAGACAUUGAGAGGGUCAUUGUUGUUGGCACUUACUGAGGGUCAUGAAGGGUUUGGAUUGGCAUGAGUAGUUAGUGUGAGUAGUGAGUAGUGAGUAGUGAGUAGUUAUAGCUAAGUAUAUGUAUAAUAUCUGAUAUGGUAGAGAAGAUGUAGAGGUGGUAGAAGUGGA